AUGUCUGGCAUCGUCCACAAGGUCAAGGACGCCGUUACCCACCACGGCUCGUCCACCCAAGAACACCACCACACUGGCACUGGCUCCGCUAACGCCUACGACUCUACCAAGUCCUCUAACCACGGCCCUCACGAUAACAAUAUUACCAACGCCGCCGAUCCCCGAAUCGACAGCGACCAUUCUCACAUGACCGGCACCAAUAACACCGUUAGCGGUGCUCCUCACCCUACUACUCAGUCGACUGCUACUGGCCCUACUUCUUCCACCACUACCGGUCCUCACACAAGCAACAUGGCCAACAAGGCUGACCCCCACGUCGAUAGCGACCGAAGUAAGGAGAGCAGCAACGCCGUCGGCUCCGGUCGUUUCGACCAGGACGUGCACAAGGACAGCAUUGGCGGCGCGGGUGUGAUACAGGGCAUGGGUGGCAGCGGCGGCGAGACUACCACCAAGACCUUCGAGCAGGCGCAGCACGACAAUGUCGCAGGCAGUAGCUACAACAGCAAGAAGACUGCCGGUCCUCACCAGAGCGACCUGGGGAAUAAGGUGGAUCCCCGUGUAGACUCUGAUUUGGAUGGAUCGAAGACUAUUGGUUCUCAGCGUGUUUAG
This is a messenger RNA of Penicillium riverlandense, 609 nucleotides long. RefSeq lists its product as uncharacterized. Bases 1 to 609 code for a protein of 202 amino acids. The record is from RefSeq and is a predicted model, not a curated record. The transcript has a single exon. Lineage: Eukaryota; Fungi; Ascomycota; Eurotiomycetes; Eurotiales; Aspergillaceae.